AUGGGGGAAUCCGGCCUCUAUGCCUUCCUAAACCAGCCAUCUUCGUCCGAAACCGCCACUGGAAAACCACUGUCCCGCACCUUCCCCUGCUUCUACUGUUCAAGGAGGUUCUACAGUUCCCAAGCUCUUGGCGGACACCAAAACGCCCAUAAGAAGGAGCGAGCCGCUGCUCGCAGGAGCUACCUAACCGAACAGUCUGCUCAGUUCCGCGUGGACCCGCACGAUCCUAGGCUCAUCCCUCACUGGCUCGAACCUCGCCGCUCCAACGAUGUCUCUUCUCUUGCUGCGGUGGGGCCCUCUUCUCUUGCUGCGGUGGGGCCAUCCAACGACGCCUCUUCUCUUGCUGCGGUGGGGCCCUUCAACGAUGCCUCUUCUCUUGCUGCGGUGGGCCCCACCUCCGUUCCCGAACUCGACCUCUCGCUACAUCUGUAG
Messenger RNA from Magnolia sinica, 432 nucleotides. Its product is annotated as zinc finger protein 6-like. Lineage: Eukaryota; Viridiplantae; Streptophyta; Magnoliopsida; Magnoliales; Magnoliaceae. The record is from RefSeq and is a predicted model, not a curated record. The coding region runs from base 1 to 432 and encodes 143 amino acids. The transcript has a single exon. Gene Ontology annotation, biological process: negative regulation of abscisic acid-activated signaling pathway.